This is a messenger RNA of Sclerotinia sclerotiorum 1980 UF-70, 639 nucleotides long. RefSeq lists its product as hypothetical. Bases 1 to 639 code for a protein of 212 amino acids. The transcript has a single exon. Lineage: Eukaryota; Fungi; Ascomycota; Leotiomycetes; Helotiales; Sclerotiniaceae. The record is from RefSeq and is a predicted model, not a curated record.
AUGCAUUUUUCAAGAAUCUCCUGUGUCCUCGCAUUUGCCUCUACCGCUCUCGCCGGCCAGUGCUAUAACCACGUCGAAGGGGCCCACAAGGUAAACUGCGCUCACAAAGACGAGCUAGCCAGAUACGCCGAAGACUACUGCCAUGAAAACUGGAACAAACUAGUUGGAGAUUGGACCGACUUCAACGACCGAAGCGGGCAUACGGCAAAUAUUGGCAAAGUAGCAAAUUUCAACUCCAAAACAGCUUGCAUUGCGGCCUUUUCCCAGGUUGUGGAGAACUGUUACGAUGGAUGGGAUGGUGGUCAAUGGGUGGCUUAUGGGACUUUAUUGAAUAUUAAUUUCUGUAAAUGGUCGGCUGAAAAUAAGGGGGUUAGUUAUGAAGGGUUGGCUGUCAGACCUGAGGCUAAGAGAGUGGCAUAUGAUGGACCCAGAGAAGCAAAGAGAGUAGGAUAUGAAGGAUUGAGAGAUGUGCCUGAGGCGAAGAAAGUUAGACCUGAUGCUAAGAGAGUCAGAUAUGAAGGGCCUCGGGAGGCUAAGAGAGUUGCUUGGGACGAGUUGGUCAGUGAACAGCCUGAGGCUAAGAGAGUUGGAUAUCAAGGAUUGAGAAUUCAAUCUGGAGGGAAGAGAUUUGAUUUGUAA